GUGAUUGGAAACGAGGUUUUUGAGAGCAUGCCAGUGUAUACACAUUUUGAGUUGACAGCUCGUAAAAUAUGGAUUAUGGAGUAUAGAUUGAAUUAAGAAGUUACAAUGGAUAAGAAAACAAAAGAUACCAAGAAAAAAGAUGGGAAGUUUGUGUCAGCAGCAGCGGAUGAUGGAGACGGGGCCAAGGACAGGAAUCCAAAACGUGCACAAAAAGCCGAGGCCAAGGACGUUAAACCUCCCACGGAGAGGAAGAAGCCGAAACACGUAGGAAAUGAUAGCAAGAGUGUGGUGGAAAUGGGAACUCGUAAAGACACAGUAUCACCCAAUCUACGCAGCUCACAGACAGCUGGCAAUGAUACAAAAACAUGUUAUUUCUUUAAAGACGAGGACUAUCGCUUCCCAGGAGUCAAAAUUGCUCUAAAUCCUCGCAAAUACAAGAAAUUUGAUACCCUUUGUUUAGAACUGUCUCGUAAAAUUCCAGGACUUGGUUUUGGAGUGCGAUCUGUCACUACCCCUACAGGGCAUACUCGGAUAUCAAAUCUAGAUGCUCUGACACACGAGGGUAAAUAUAUCUGCUCUUCCAGUCGUGUGCAUGUGAGGGGGCUAGACAUGAGUCGUGUGGGUGGAAGAGAAGUUUGGCACUUUGCCAGACCCCCGAGUGGCAGAAGACUACUGAAUCAAAUUCUGAGGGAGGAUGGGGAAUUCAGGGAGCCUCGCUUUAAGAAAUCCAAAAAGCCAUAUGAUAUGGCCACAGUGUACAAUAGAAACCAACCUAAAAAGAUCACGGUGCUGAAAAAUGGUGAUCCAACUUAUAGACAUGUGUUGUUGUUAAAUCGAAGGACAGCACAACAGUUUGAACAAGUGCUUUAUGAUCUCAGUGAAAUGUUUAAAUUUGCUGUAAGGAAGUUAUGUACAACAGAGGGUAAAAGGAUUGGUGGGUUGAAUCAGCUGUUUAUGGGACCAGAUACAGUUGUAUGCUGUGGGUCAGAGCCUUUUAAACACAUGGAUGGAAGCGGGUACUAUGCCACACCCAGAAUCAUGUCUCGUGUCUCCCUGAACACGAGAGGCUCUGAUCCUGUAGCCAGUCGCAUGAAGAUGAAGAGAAACCGCUUGACCAAUACAAAGGGAGAAUGGAAGGUGACUGUGAAGACAAAUGGACAUCCAUCAGCCUCCACACAAGCUCAGGUCACCAUCACGGUGUACGGACACAAGGGGAAUUCUGGUCCUAUAUCGCUCGGCAGCGGAGAUGGCAGCAACUUCAAAUCUGGUAGCACAGACGAUUUUGAUAUUUCAGUGGGAAAUGUUGGUGAAAUUUACAAGAUUCGGAUUGCCCAUGAUAACUCUGGAGAUUCCCCGGGCUGGCUUUGUGAUGAGAUCAAGAUGAAGGACAAGGACACGGAUGAAGAGUUGACCUUCACAUGUCGACGGUGGCUCGCGCGAGACGAGGAUGAUUAUGAGAUUUGUCGAGAGCUUCCUGCCGUCAGGAAAGGAGAACCAAUUUUACCAGUGGUGCGGUACAAUGUGUAUGUGACAACUGGUAACCUGUGGGGAGCCAGCACUGAAGCCAAUGUUUACAUGACGAUGUAUGGCGACCGUGGGGAUACGGGGGUCAGACAGUUAUAUUCUCCCUCCAAAGGAUGUUUUCAGCAGGGCAGGACUGAUACCUUCACUGUGGAGGCUGUGUCCUUAGGUCACCUGAAGAGGAUCAUUGUGGGACAUGAUGGUACAGGGGGAGGAAAUGGAUGGUACCUGGAGAAAAUCGUGGUGAAGGAGCCCUCUGGUAGCAAAAUGCACGAUGAAUCUGUCUUCCACUGUGGAAAGUGGCUGGAUGAAGGCCAGGAUGAUGGGAAGAUUGUGCGUGAGCUAAAGGUUCAGGAAGAAUAUAUGGACGAUAUCCUGGAGAAGCGAAAUUGGGAAUAUGAGAAGUGGAAAUUUGAGAAGGACUGCCAGGUCAAACUGUACUCCCUGGCCUCGGGGAAAGCCAUAAGGAUCAAACAGAAUGGGGCCAUUGAUGCACUCGGCAACGACCUGGAUUUCCAUGCAGUGUUUAACGUGGUUCAGCGGAAGGUCAUGGUCAGAAUGUUCAACAGUGUCCCUGACCCAAACUCCUUCAUCUCCAUUGACAACGGAAAAAUGGUCAUGCAUAAGGGCAGUGGUCCAUACUGUGAAUUCAGACUAAGGGUUCAGGGGGACCGGUCCAUUAUGUUUGAGUCUGUGAAGAACCCACUACAAUUUCUGACUUUUGGUGAAGAUGGGCACCCGGAAGACGUCAGAGGAAUAUUAGACAAAGAAAAGACCAGGAGGUUCUAUGUUUACUGCAAGGGUAUGUUCAGACAUAGAGGAGUGGUGAUUUUCUCCACCUCCCUGUAUCAGGCCAUCAACAUCAACUCCGAUCUGUCAAUGACUGCGCUAGGUACACCCUCCAGUAAAAUGGCACAGUUCAGAGUUCACAAGGUCACAGAGAAUGGGGUCAGAAUGUUUGAAAGCAUUUCCCAUCCUGGAAAGUACAUUCGCCUGAAGGACGGAAAGAUUGACUGUCAGGGAAUUCGAGAUGAGGCCUCACAUUUUAUUGUGGAGAAACGCAGAGCAGGGGGAUAUGUGAGCUUGCAGUCAGCUUCACAGAGAGGCUUGUAUCUGGGAAUGAAGCCUGAUGGGAGAAUCUGGCCGACAGUGGACACAGGGGUCAACAAUGUCCACCUGUACCCACAGGUUGUGGAAUGGGGAGCGAGGAAGACACCUAGCAUUGCUGAGGUGGAAGAGGAAGAAGAAAUGGAACCAGCGAUAACGGAAUCUCCACUGAUAGCGACCCCACAGCCCAUUAAACCAGGCCAUGCAGUGUUUUUGACCGAGGAUGCUCAAUAUCGAGUUGGGGAGGACGAUUGGAACAUUCAUGUGUCCACCAUUGAGGAGCUGAUGAACGCAGAGGUGGCGCUGGUGGCGUACGGAGACAAUGGUAAUUCUGGAGCCAUCAGAUUAGAGGCACCGCCAGGGAGAGAGAUUUUCCAGCCUAACAACGAGGAUGGAUUCAGGUCCACUCUUAAGGUUGGCAAGUUCUACAAGAUUCGUCUAGAGCUACUGCCAAAAUCCUCAUCAAAGAAACCCUCAUGGAAAGUUAACGAGGUCAGGUUAACAAAUGUGGUCACUGAGCAGACCUUUGUCUUCACGUUUAACCGCUGGCUGUCCCGUGAACACGAGGAUAUGGAGAUAAUGAGGGAACUUCCUGCCAUCUGGCCAGGGGAGGAAACUCCUCCAGUAUUUAAGUACUAUGUACUGGUUCACACCGGUGAUGUGGAUGAAGCGGAAACCAAUGCUGAAGUUUAUCUAAAUAUUUUUGGAGAGACGGGAGACACAGGGAAAAGAGUCCUCCUUAACUCAAACAACAUCAACAAGUUUAGGAGUGGGCAGGUGGACAUUUUUGAGAUUGAAGCUGUGUCGCUAGGGAAGCUGGAGAAGUGCAUUGUGGGACACGAUGGAACAGGAACUGACCAGGGUUGGUUCUUAGACAGAAUCACAAUCAGGGAAAGUGAGGAAUCCAAAGAAGAAUACAUCUUCCCAUGUGAAAAGUGGCUAGAUGUUAAUAAAGAAGACCGGCGCAUUGAGCGAACCUUGGCUGUCAAGGAGGUCCUACCUGUUCAAGUGGACACCAUUAUAGAAGAGGACGAAGAAAACACCAUCAAGGAGGGAGACUGGAAGAUCUGGAUCACCACUGGUAAGGAGGAAUCCAUGGCAACCAGUAACAUGGUUUUCUUAUAUGCCUAUGGAACCAAUGGAAGUGCUGGACCACUGAAGCUUGGGAAUGGGAAAGAUGGCUUUUUCAGGGCUGGAACUACAGACAUAAUUAAGAUGUCAUUUGGCAGUGGUGCAGGGCAGGUAUAUAAAAUCCGGAUUGGACACAAUGAAGCCUACCCAGAGAGUGGAUGGUUUUUAGAGAGGCUGAAGCUUCAGGACUGCUCUAACGGUGACGAGUUCAACAUUGAGGUCAACAGAUGGUUGUCUCGUUCCCAUGACGAUGGUGAUGUGUGGAGAGAAUUUGCAAUCUCCCAGAUUGGAAAAGUUUUACCAGUGGUGACAUAUUCUGUGGAGGUGUACACAGGGUCAGAGGAGGCAGCCAGCACCACCGCAGGGGUUUUUAUCUGUAUUUAUGGAACACGUGGUGACACAGGCAAACGCAAACUGUUCAAGUCAAAAACGUCUAAUGACCCAUUCCAGAAAGGGGCUCAUGACGUCUUUGAGUUGGAGGCGGUCUCCCUGGAUGAGGUGGACCACAUUGUGAUUGGUCACGAUAAGAAAGGCUCCGACCCGUCCUGGUUUUUGGACAAGGUCAUCAUAAGGUCAGAAGAAAAACCAGACAAGGACUACAGAUUUACCUGUGACAGGUGGUUGUCAGAGACAGAGGGAGAUGGUAAAUGUGAAGUUGAAUUGACUCCAGGUUGGUUCACAGAGAAAGCCACCAAAUCCAGAGGAGAGUUCAGUUUGUCGGUGAAGACAAGUGAGGAUUCAUCCCCUGCUGGUGGGGGUAAGGUGGACCUAGCAGUGUACGGAGAGAAUGGGAAAAGUGAGGAUAUCACCCUAACUGCCCCCAGCCCAGGAGACAAACUGUUUGAGCCAGGAAACAUCGACAGCUUUACAAUCAAUGUGGGUGACAUUGGUAACUUGUACAAAAUUCGAGUGAGUCGAGAGGAUCUCCACACCUGGAAGGCAUGGCACCUCGAGGAACUCAAACUCCAGGACCUCGAUACCAGUGAGGUGUUUCUUGUCAGGUGUGAUCGCUGGCUUUCAAGAGAAAAAGAUGACUUUGACCUCACAAGAGAGUUUCCAAUCAUCCACAAAAACAAACCUCCACCACAAGUUCAGCAGUUUGAAGUGGAGAUUAUGACCGGGAAUCACUGGGCAGCAGAGACAGAUGCUGACAUCUUUGUUACUAUAUUUGGAGAUAAAGGGGACACGGGGCGACGGAAAUUGUAUCACUCCCUCCAGGAGGGUGACAAAUUUCAGCGGGGAAAGGUUGACAAAUUCCUGUUUGAGGCAGUUUCUCUGGGUAAACUCAAUCAAGUACAGAUAGGUCACGACAAUAAAGGUCACGGUGCUGGGGUGUACAUAGAGGAUGUCAAGGUCACUGAGAAGUCCAGUCCUGAUGUCCAGUACGUGUUUCCGUGUCGUUCCUGGCUGGACGAGAGAGAGGGGGACAAAAGAACAUGGAGAGUUUUACCAAUGUUAGAAAAGAGAGAUCCAUCCAAGAGACCUCCACAGAAAGAUUUAAAGAAGAAAUCAAAAGGUAAAUGGUCGGUGACUGUGAAGACCAGUGAAGAGAAGGAUUCUGGGACAAGUGCCCAGGUGUAUCUCACUGCAUUUGGUACAAAGGGACAGUCUCAAAAGCAGCCAUUAGGAUCAGGUCAACAGGGUCAGAGUGAAUUCACUCCAGGGGCUGUCUCAGAAUUUAAUGUAGAUUUUGGAGACAUUGGGGAACUUCUAAAGAUCCGACUGGAACACAACAACAAGAAUGACUCUGCCUCCUGGCAUGUUGACUGGGUGGAGAUGACUGAUGUGGAUACAAAUGAGCACCAUAAGAUAUUUAUAAACCGGUGGUUCUCUGUUGACGAGGAGGAUGGUCAGGUUGUCAGGGAGUUCUCUGUGGAUCACCCCGGGGACAUGCCCCUCCCAGUUUGUCAGUACGUGAUUUUGGUGCAGACCUCUAUGACCUCUGACCCUGGAUCCAGUGAAGGUCAGGUCAGCAUUAAUAUCCAGGGAGAGUAUGGUGACACUGGGGAGAGGAAAUUGAGUGGGAAAUCCCCAUGGAAACCUGGAGAGGAGGCGUCCUUUAUCAUAGAGUCUAUUAGUCUUGGUGCACUCAAAAAAAUCCAGCUCCAGUUUGAAGGUCAAGGAAUGAGUUGGUUGGUGGAUAGAGUGAGAAUAUUUGAGAAGCCCACAGCAAUUUCUCAGACUGUGUUCAACUGCCAUUCUCUGUUUGAUAUGAGGAGUGGGGACAAGAGAGUAUCCAAGGAAUUCCCAGCUGCAGCUGUACAGCCGUGUGAAGUCCCCACUAAGGUAGUGGAGCGAUUCUAUGGUGAUAUCUCUCCACUUGUCUCCAAAGGUCACUGGCGAAUCCUUGUGGAGUGUGGUAAAAACGGAACAGAGGAUGACAUCUUCCUGGUGGUGUAUGGGGUCAAAGGUCACUCCACUCCCUAUCACAUCAACAGCAAGGAAAAUCUUUCACCUGGUGCUCUUAUUAUCUCUGAUUUAAAUGUUGGGGACAUUGGUGCAAUAUUCAAGAUUCAUUUAUACUUUGGAGGAGAUUUUACCGGUACUCCCUGGUUCCUCAAUAAAUUAAAGUUGAAAGAUGCUGACACAAAGCAGCAAUUUAUGUUCACUCACAACAAACUGAUAGAACCCACGACGGACAAUCCUACAGGACUGGUGGAACUUCCUGCUAUUCGACCCGAUCUGGCCCCUCUACAAGAGGAUGAGUUUACUUUGUAUGUAUCCACGGGUAACCUACACUUGGCAGACACAUCAGCUGAUGUGUCCUGUAAUCUGAUUGGUGAAUGGGGAAAUACGGGGUCAAGGUUACUGGCAAAAUCCACCAAUCAGGUGCCAUUCAGGCAGGGACAGGUUGAUGAGUUUAAGGUUCGGGGUCUAGAGCUUGGAAAGCUAAGGGAGGUUGUGGUCAGUCACACAGAACGGGGUCGGGGAAGAGGUUGGUUCUGUGACCGGGUCGUGGUGAAGUCCACUCUGUCCAAUGUUCUGAAGGUCUUCCCCUGUAACCAAUGGCUGGACACGGGCUGUGAGGACAGACAACUGGUCAGACGUCUCCGUCCUCUUGGUCAGAUGCCGGUCAGCAAUCCACCCGUCACAGGCAAAUCAAAGGGAGUUUGGGUUUGCUCCGUGAAGACAGCAGAUAUUGAUCAACUUCCUGAUGUGGCCAGAAAUCGCAGCAGUAAAUCACGAGAAGUUUCCCUGACAGUUUACGGCAGUGACUCUGUACAUGGUCCAGUAGAACUGAUCAGCUUACAGGGGGAGCCUUUCUUACCAGGACAGACUGAUACAUUCUCUGACCUGACCUUUGGUGACCUUGGGAGGAUCCAGAAGGUCAGGGUCAGUGCCGGCUACGAGCAGGACCCGGACACAGUGUGGACCAUAGAGAAGGUAACGUUGAAGGACCAAGAUACUGGAGAGAUUCUAGAAUUUGACUUUUCCCGAUGGAUUGGAGAGUUGGGAGGGGAUAUCAGAAAAGAACUCCCCGUCAUCAAAAUGGGGCAAGGAAUCAAGCAAGUUCUGCCAUACUACAUACAGCUGUUUACGAGUGAUGAGGAAAUGGACGCUGGGACAGAAUCUCAUAUGUUUAUUACACUUUACGGACAGGAAGCAGACACCGGCAGACGACAUCUCCACAACAAUGGCCGAAAAAACUUUCAGACUGGUCAGGUUGACUCUUUUACUGUGGAAGCUGUAGAUUUGGGAGAGUUGGAGAAGAUUGUGAUCGCUAAGGGCCCUGGAUCACCAUGGUUACUGGACAAGGUGGUCGUCAAGGAGAGUGAAUACAGUGCUGUCCAAUACAACUUCCUUCAUGGAAAAUGGAUUGGGUCUAAAGACACAAAGAAACAAGAAAUAGAGGAAACCAUCAGACUGAGUACAACUGAACCGAGUGUUGUCGUUAUUCCUGCCAACCAAGUCUCAGAUUUACCACAAUCAAAUGGGGCAUGGAAGAUCAGUACAGACACAGGAGGCCAGAAAGGGGGAGUCCCCCUUGAUCUGGUAGUCACGUUCAUUGGCAGCGAGGGAGAGAGUGAGCUUUGUCCACUCAAGUCCUCCAGGGAAAACCCAUUCCAGAUCGGACAGAAGGAUGUGUGUGAGAUCAAGUUUGCAGCAGAUAUAGGAGAACUUUACAAGCUUCGCCUCGGUUACCUUGACAACACAAAAAAGAAAGGCUGGUUACUAAGAAGGAUAACCUGUGAGGACUCUGAAACAGGGGACAUGUUUACCUAUGACCUCAAUGACUGGGUCAUCGUAGAUGAGAAGUCUGAUGGCUGGAGGGAAAUCCCUGUCCACUGGCCGGCCCUCCCCAUUCCUAGAGUCUUGAAGUACCAGGUGAUUACCUAUCUUGGAGAUGUACACAGAGCAGGUACUGACUCUAAUGUGUUUGUCUGUCUGUAUGGUAGCCUAAGCAGCUCUGGAAAACGACUUCUGAAACAUUCCCUGACAAAUAAGGAUCGCUUCACACAGGACCAGGUGGACCAGUUUGAAGUGGAAGCUGUAGAUCUGGGAACCUUACAGAAGGUCGUCAUUGGACAUGAUAGUCAAGGAGAAGGAUCAGGCUGGUAUCUUAAGAAGGUGGUUGUGAUGGAUUCCAUUGAUUCUGUGGAUAAAUUUGUCUUCCCUUGCAAUCAUUGGUUGGAUGAGGGAGAAGAAGAUGCUAAGAUAGAGAGGACACUGCUCUUGUCUGAGGAAGUGGUGCUGGAAGAUGACAUUUCCCCCACACCGCAAGUUAAAAGUCCCUCCCCAGUAGCAAGGCAGAAAUCAGAGACACCAGCACCCAGAGAGAAGACUAAGACCCCAACCCCUACUCCUAGGCAGAAAACAAAAACUCCUAUACCAGUUUCAAGGGAGAAGUCAAAUAGUCCCAAGCCGACACCACUGGAGAAAGUCAAAACUCCCUCCCCACCACCAAAACAGAAGACAAAAAGUCCCUCCCCAACCCCACUGAAAAGUCCCUCCCCACCCCUGGUUGUAGCUUCUGAAGAUGUGUCUGAUAAAGUAGAUUCUCCAAAACCAGAGACUCCAAAACCGACUUCACCAGAACAAGAGAAAACAGCCUCACCAGGAGCUGGGGGUGAAAAACUGGUGUCUCCAAAACCAGACCCACCAACAGCAGAUGAAGAAAAAGUGAAAAAGUCAGACACACCAGAGGACGAGGAACCAAAAUCAGAGAUUCCUGAGAAGAAAGACUCGGAUAAACCAGAGGACCUGGAGAGUAAACCAGAAAUCCAGGAGGAUAAACCAGAUGAGGUGAAAGUUACAGCUGAACAGACAGAUCAGCAGACAGCUGGACCUGAGAAAGCAGUGGAAGAGAACAAAUCUCCCACACCUCCCCCACAAGAGGGCACUGUAAAGGUAUUUGUGACAACUAGUGCAGCCCCAGACUGUGGAACCAAUGACCAAGUGACCUUGACUGUGUAUGGAGAUGCAGGAAAUUCUGGUCCCCUCAGUCUAGGGGAACCAAACAAGGGAUAUUUCCAGCCAGGACAGACUGAUGAAUUCUUAGUAAACUUUGACACAGAAGAACUUGGAGGAAUCCGUAAAAUCCGGAUUGAGCAUGAUAAUCCUCAGACGCAGUCUGGAUGGGGUCUAGAUAAGGUUAUUCUGCACAACCUGAAGUCUGAUGAGAGAUAUGAGUUCCAUGUCGGUAAACAUCUGUCCUUCUCCGGUGAAUACGGCGACAUCGCAGUGGAGGUGCCGGCCGAGAAUGAAUCUCAUGACUUUUGGCCAGUGCGUCAUUACAUGGUUACCAUAGAGACAGGAACUGAGGAAAAUUCUGGGACAGACGCCACAGUUCACAUCACACUAUUCGGGACUUUGGGUGACACAGGCAGGCGCUAUCUGAUCAACAACAAAGAACAAAACAAGAAAUUCAGAACUGGAAAAGUGGACACAUUCAUUGUUGAAGCUGUAGAUCUAGGACGCCUGGAAAACAUUAUAAUAGGGCAUGAUGGGAAGGGUGCGGAGGCUGCUUGGUUUCUGGAGAAAGUGUCUGUAAAAGAGGGAGUUGAUGCCAAACACAAAUAUAUCUUCACAUGUAACAGCUGGUUACAGGAUGAAGAAGACUAUGGUAUUGUGGAGGUUGAGCUUUACAUGGACAGGAUGGAGAAAGAAAACUCUAACUUACAGAAACAAAACCUGAAUAUUGUUGAUGGGGAGGACUCAGAGAGGGAAACAGGGGGACAGGGGAGAAAAGAGGACAUUAAGGAGGACAUGGAGAGUAUGCAGGGUCAGGGAAUAAAAGAGGAUGAAGUGACUGAUACAAGCAAGGAAGAGGAGAUUAAGCAGGGUCAAGAGAAUAUACAGGGUGAGGGAGUGACUGAGAACACAAACAAGAUUGAGGAUGAUAAAUCUGGAAUUAAGGACAAAACAGAAAUUGGAAAUGAGAAUAGUGCCCCAGAGGACAAUGAUGUAGACUUGAAUAAAAGUGAAAGUGAGGACAUAUACAAAACAGAAAGUGGAAAUCAGGAUAAAAUCACUGAGGACAGUGAUGUAGACAAUGAUAAAAGAAAUGAGGACACAAUCAAAGCCAAGAAUGAGGACCAAAGUGAUGUUACUGAGGACAGCAAUGUAGAAAAUAAAAUGGAAAGGGAGGACACAAAGAAAACUGAAAGUGAGGACACAAAGAAAAUUGAAAGUGAGAACACAAAGAAAACUGAAAGUGAAGACACAAACAAAACUGAAAGUGAGGACACAAACAAAACUGAAAGUGAGGACACAAGCAAAAUUGAAAGUGAGGACCAGAAUAAAGCCACUGAAGACAAAAGUUGAGACAAUGAAGAAGGACAAGAUCUGUUUCUACAGUAGCAUGUAAUUCUCUGGUUCUAUGUAUGCACUUCACUAUGCAAUCAUAUGUUCUAUGUCACAAUACUUAGCAAACACUAGUGCCAAAUGAUAUUUCUGUCAUGUCCAUUACACCAGAGUUCAAUCCUUCAGAAACAUCAACUUGCUAUAGUUAUUCACAAUUAAAUUUUUAUUU
Molecule: messenger RNA, 10732 nt
Organism: Saccostrea echinata
Lineage: Eukaryota; Metazoa; Mollusca; Bivalvia; Ostreida; Ostreidae
Product: lipoxygenase homology domain-containing protein 1-like
Exons: 63
Coding region: 106-10524 (3472 amino acids)
Biological process (GO): intracellular signal transduction
Molecular function (GO): protein binding
Source: RefSeq, a predicted model, not a curated record